This is a messenger RNA of Medicago truncatula (barrel medic), 1391 nucleotides long. Its product is annotated as mitochondrial uncoupling protein 5. NCBI's taxonomy places the organism in Eukaryota, Viridiplantae, Streptophyta, Magnoliopsida, Fabales, Fabaceae. The transcript has a single exon. The record is from RefSeq and is a predicted model, not a curated record. Bases 289 to 1257 code for a protein of 322 amino acids.
UCUUCUUUUCUCCACACCAAAACAACAUUCAUAGUUUCUUAGCAUAUGUCUCAGAGACCUAACGUUCCUCACUCUUCUUCCAUAGCCUGUGGCCUUCAUUCCCAUCUCCUGGUUUCCAGUGAGAUGAGCUCUAACUCUAAUUGGUCUUUUUCCAAUUCCCAGUAGAACUAGUUUCUCUACUACUAUCAAUUAAAUUCAUUAUUACACCCCCAAUAUUCAUUUUUAUUCUUUGAAACUUAUUGAAACCCUUUUUCUAUACUAACUCAGAAACAACAACAAAAAAACACCAUGGGUGUCAAAGGUUUUGUUGAAGGUGGUAUUGCUUCAAUCAUAGCAGGAUGUUCCACACAUCCACUAGAUCUUAUUAAGGUUCGCAUGCAACUUCAAGGUGAAAACGCGCCUAAGCCGAACCCAGUUCAGAUCCUUCGACCGGCUCUUGCUUUCGGUCAAACCGGAACAACUACGAUCCAUGUUGGGUCUACUCCGGUUCCUCAGCCUCGUGUGGGCCUUGUCUCAGUCGGAGUCCGUCUUGUUCAACAAGAAGGUGUAACAGCUUUGUUCUCUGGCAUCUCCGCCACCGUGCUCAGGCAGACACUGUACUCCACCACCAGGAUGGGACUUUACGAGGUUUUGAAAAACAAGUGGACAGAUCGUGAAGCUGGUGGCACUAUGCCGCUGGUUCGCAAGAUCGAGGCUGGACUUAUUGCUGGUGGGGUUGGUGCUGCUAUCGGUAACCCCGCCGAUGUUGCCAUGGUUCGAAUGCAAGCCGAUGGGAGACUCCCACCGGCUCAGCAGAGAAACUACAAAUCUGUUGUUGACGCCAUUACCAGAAUGGCGAAGCAGGAAGGUGUGACUAGUCUCUGGCGCGGGUCAUCAUUGACUGUGAACCGCGCCAUGCUGGUCACAGCUUCACAGCUGGCUUCAUAUGAUCAAUUCAAGGAGAUGAUUCUUGAGAAGGGUGUUAUGCGUGAUGGCCUUGGGACCCAUGUGACAGCUAGUUUUGCAGCGGGAUUUGUGGCGGCGGUUGCGUCGAAUCCAGUGGAUGUUAUUAAGACAAGGGUGAUGAACAUGAAGGUGGAGGCUGGAAAGGAACCACCCUAUGCUGGUGCUUUGGAUUGUGCUUUGAAGACAGUUCGUGCUGAGGGUCCUAUGGCUCUUUACAAGGGAUUUAUUCCUACAAUUUCAAGGCAGGGACCUUUCACUGUUGUUCUGUUUGUUACUUUGGAGCAAGUUCGCAAGUUGUUGAAGGAUUUCUGAGUUGCUAGAUUGAUGAUGGCGAAGAUUUUUAGUUUUUAAGUUGAUUCCAAUAAACUCUGUUUUAAUUUUUGUCUUCUAAUGUGGUUGUUCUAGAUGGUAAUUUUGAUUAAUGAAAACCAUGAUUUUAAAUUGAU